CCAAAGAAGUGUCACUCCUGACCUACAAACAUGCAAAAAGACACAACAGUCCUGCUUGAACAGUUUAUUUGAGUCAGAGUCAGGAAAUCUAUCGAGUUAGAGUCAGAAUGCGUCAUCCUGUCAGUCGACUCCAUGGGACCAACGCGUAGUGAUGACUAGAUAAUCUCACUUUUUAAUUGAUUUCUUUUUUUUAUAUAUACUUUUCUUGCACUCUGGGCUCUUGUCAUGGACCUUAUGUUGGUUGUUUCACUGAUACUUGCCCUCGUGUUCACCAGACAGGGUCUCAUUGAGGCGACAGAACAAGUCCAAGAUUUGUGUUUAAGUAUUUGCUUACCUGGGACUUAUAAAGUUGGUUCAUGUGAAAAUGGAAAGCAUCUCUGUAAACAGUGCAGUGCAGGCACAUUUACAGCAAUAAACAACACUAUUGAAAGGUGUCUGAGGUGCAGUCCUUGUGCUAUGGGAGCUAAAAAACAGUGCACAACUACUAGUAAUGUGGUGUGUAAAUGUAAAGAUGGAAGUUUUUACCAGAAUGCUGAAUGCGAGAAUUGCUCCACUGCCAACGAUUUUGAUAACGAAGAUUUUAUGGAGAUGUGCUCGCCAUGCAGAAGAACUUCUUGUAUGGGAAACCCAGAAUGCAAGAAAAAAUGUAAUUUUCCCCCAAACAUAACUGCAAAAAUGUCUGCUUCAACUGCAAGUACCACUCCAAAAUCAGGACAGAUUCCUUCCACCCCACUGAAAACAUUAAAUCCUACUGAGAACAAAGCGCCGAAGGACUCAGAUAACCUCUUUGUCUGGCUUUCUUUUGUGGCGGCCAUAUUUCUGGUGCUCUUUUGGUUCCUGCUGCUCUUCUGUAGGAACCUGCUCAGAAAUGAACAUGUUCUUCCCUGCUGGACCACAAAAAAAGAUUUGGCAAGACUUCCUCAGGAACCAAGUUUCAAUGAACAACGGAGUCAUCACUGUGGCAGCCCGACCACGCUGGCAUUUGCUUUUUCUGAGGAAACUCCCAUGAUGCCUCUCUGUCAGGAACCAUCUGCUCACAUCAACGGCCACAUGCAGCGUGGUGUACACUCGAAUGCUAAACGAUACGAACAAUGCAAUCGCUGGCCUGCCAUCGUGCUCUAUGCAAUCAUCAAGGAAGUGCCCCUGCGUAGAUGGAAGGAGUUCCUGCGACUGCUCGCCGUGCCCGACCAGCAGAUGGAGCGAGUGGAGCUGGAGACUUGUCUGGGGUCUAUAGAGAAGCAGUACCAGAUGCUGAGGCUAUGGAGCCAGCGCUCCUCUGCGAGCCUGAGUGACGUUUACUCCUCUCUGCACCACAUGGAUUUAUCAGGCUGUGCCCAGCAGCUGCAGGAAAACCUGGAGAGGCUAGAGUGGAGGCCUGAGGAGAAACAAGGGCUCACAGUCUGAAGAAGCUAUGAAAAACCAAAGUACUGCAGGACUCCUGGAGCUGCAGCUUUAGAUAGGAACACAAAGCCAUGUGUAAUACAGAAGGAAUCAUGAAUAUCAGUUCUCUGUGUGUGCCUAAGUGUUCUUAAAACAUUGGCAACUAAAGUUUACCUUGGUACACCCACAGGCUCCUGCAAUGAUGUCAUACAUUUCCUGAAUUGUGCAGCAGAAUAGCAUCAUGGAGUGCGUUGUAGGUUUUUUUUAAAGCCUGUCUACAAUUUGAGUAUUUUUCUGAGUUGUGACUGUCAUUUAAAUGCAUACCAAAAAACAUACACUGUACAUACUGGAUGCAGAUUUGGUCCAGAGCAGAGUCAGUCAGAGAAUGGAUGAAGGAGAUUUCAUCAUGUGGAUAAAGGCAACAACAGUCGCGAAUUUCAGAAGCACUUUGUGUCUUUAAGUGUAUAUUUUAUUCUCCAGUAAUCUGCUGAGGGUGGUGGAUAAAAUAGUUAAUACAAGUGAGGGAAAUGCCCCUCGGGUCUCUGUAACCUUCUGUUUUGAAACCUUCAAGCAAACACCACUCUACCUCUUUUUCUAACAUGUGGCAAUCGUUUAUAGUCCAACUGCAGAGAGUUGUGGUUUUACAGCAUCGAACUGAUGUUUAUAUAUGAGUAAGACUUACAUCAUGCAUGAAUUGUUUGUUAAAAGGAUGCACUUCCUGGGUUAGUUAAGCUCCAGGAGCUGACCUUUAGUUUAUCUGUUUUUAUUUGACUAGUUAAAAUAAAGACUUCAUCGGUUUUAUUAUUUAUACUGAGAAUUCAAGUACAUCUGUGAUGUUUGAGCAGCAUAGUUGUCGAUGCACUCGUUCAGCAUGAAAGUCUGUACAGCUCAGCCUCUGAUUCUUGUUGCUCACCUUUGCGAAGGAGACGACUGAAAUCCCCAAAGGACGUCAGAUUUUCAGUUUCCUGCAACUAAAACGGUGUCAUUGUGCAGUAGGCUGGGUUUUUUUCCUCACCACACUUAUUCCAUUCAAGCUGAUAGUUUUUAAUUGUGGUGUUUGGGUAUCUCACUUUGAGAGUUUUUGUGUGUCAGUUCAGUUCACUUACAGGAAAGGAGUAGAACUUUCCAGUUUCAGAAGGUAUUAAUGAAUAUUUAAUUUCAAAUGUUAGUUUGAUCCUGAAACCUGUGUUUGUGUAUUUAUUUGUGUUGACAUAAUUUGUUUUUUAUUUUAUAAAACUAAAAAUGCUAUGUUUAGUUAUUUAUCAUUUGAAUUGACACUGGUCCUACUGAUAUACUUGUAGAAUAAAUGGUACUGUUAUAAACCAUGUCCAGAUGGUUACAUGUGACAUGUAAAGAAUAAAAUUGUUGGUGCAAGA
Girardinichthys multiradiatus is the source of this 2756-nucleotide messenger RNA. Its product is annotated as tumor necrosis factor receptor superfamily member 1A. The transcript is spliced from 11 exons. Gene Ontology annotation, molecular function: protein binding. Bases 226 to 1404 code for a protein of 392 amino acids. Gene Ontology annotation, cellular component: plasma membrane. The record is from RefSeq and is a predicted model, not a curated record. NCBI's taxonomy places the organism in Eukaryota, Metazoa, Chordata, Actinopteri, Cyprinodontiformes, Goodeidae. Gene Ontology annotation, biological process: signal transduction.